AUGCCUACCAAGAAGCCGUGUACCAGGAAGUCGGUUUUGAAACUCCUCAUUACCAAGUUGAAGGAGAUUGAGUUGGUCUUGAACGAUAUCUGGCGUUUCACGGAGAAAAUACAGGAAAUAACGACUACUACUCAGAUCAAUCUACGAUUGGAGAAAAUCUACGAACUGUGGGAGAAGUAUGGUGCUACUCUCGUCGACCUUAAAUCGCAAUAUGACUUCGACGAUGAAAACGACGAAUUCGAGAUACAAAGACAGGAGUUUAGCGACCGUUACUAUCAAGCAAAAUCCAUAUUAAUAGAUCAGGCUAGGGAGAGGCAGGGACCUACAUCGUUGAGCCAAUCCAUCCUUGGUGCUGAACCAUCAGUAACAGCUACGCUUGAUCACGUUCGUCUUCCGCAGAUUAAGCUGCAAUCUUUCAACGGGGAGAUAGACGAGUGGUUGAGUUUCCGGGACUUAUUCACUUCCUUGAUCCACUGGAAGACGGAUCUUUCAGAGGUAGAAAAGUUCCACUACUUGAAGGGAUGUCUGCAAGGGGAACCGAAGACGUUGCUCGAGUCGUCGCCAUCUGUGUCUGGUGAACUGAAGCGGCCUGUCGAGAAGAUUUGUUUAUUGCCAGUCGUAGAUUCGACCAACUAUUAA
Molecule: messenger RNA, 639 nt
Organism: Ochlerotatus camptorhynchus
Lineage: Eukaryota; Metazoa; Arthropoda; Insecta; Diptera; Culicidae
Exons: 1
Coding region: 1-639 (212 amino acids)
Source: RefSeq, a predicted model, not a curated record